Xenopus laevis (African clawed frog) is the source of this 2806-nucleotide messenger RNA. RefSeq names its product MAL-like protein (gene mal.3.S). NCBI's taxonomy places the organism in Eukaryota, Metazoa, Chordata, Amphibia, Anura, Pipidae. Bases 110 to 589 code for a protein of 159 amino acids. The transcript has 4 exons. The record is from RefSeq and is a predicted model, not a curated record.
CCAUACUUUAAACUGAACUGAUUGCUACGUUUUGCACACAGACAGCCUAGAAUACUGCUGAGGAUUAAUCUGCACCAGCUCUACAGGGAGCAAACUGCCCUAAGGAAAAAUGGCCUCUCAGGAGAUCCAGAUGCCAUCCAGCUGUGAAGUUCCAGAUAUUCCCUGUGGGACGAGAGUCUUCAGUACAUUGCCAUAUGCCUUUAUCUUGAUAGAAUUGAUAUUGGGAUGCUGGGUCUGGAUUUUGGUCGCUGCUACUGGAGUCGUUAUUUCUAUCAACAAUGGCUGGGUCAUGUAUGUGUCUGUGUCUUGUUUCUUGUUUUCGCUGAUACUGCUCAUGGUCUAUGUGUGUGGAUUGCACAAAAAGAACUGUGGAACCUGGAGAAUAGUGGAUGUCAUUUAUCACGGAAUCGCUGCAAUCUUUUACCUCAGUGCUGCUGUUCUAGUGGUGAAUGCAGCAAUAGUAUGUAAUAGUACAAUAAAUUCAAGCUGCACAUUGGUUAAUUACCGCUUGCUAAGUGCAGCCUCGGUCUUUGCUUUUGUUACGUCACUUUUAUAUAUGCUGCACAGCUUCCAGUCCUAUGUUCGCUGAAGAGCCAACAGAAAGACAGAGACAUGAGAGCCCCCACUGGAAUCUAAUAUAAACCCAACGUGAAACAAUAUGCAUAUGGGAAAUUUGGAAAACUUCAAAUAUUUAAUAUCCGUAACAGAAAUAUGGGAUUAUUCUCAAUACUAUCAUUUUACACACAUCCAACCAGUAACUCCCCUGUAUCAUUGAGCUACAGCUCCCAGAAUCCCCAAAAAACUAGAGGCUGCAAGUUGGACAUCGCUACCAUGACUGCAUGGCUCACACAUGGGGAUUCUUGCCUUCUCCUUUACUUACAAAUCCUGCUCUGUAGCUCUACACAAAUAGCACAGAGUGGGAUCUGCAGCCACCCCUGCCUGCUAGCCCUCUAAUUAUAUCUCUGAUUUAAAGGGAAACGUUUAAAAUACUGUAAAACUAAUCACACACAUAUUGAGCCAGGAUGCCUAAAGUCACAGCCUUGGGCUGGGAAGAAAUCAGACACAGUAUAUUAUAUAUAUAUAUAUAUAUAUAUAUAUAUAUAUAUAUAUAUAUAUAUAUAUAUAUAUAUAUAUAUAUAUAUUAUAUAUAUAUAUAUAUAUAUAAUGGUAUAAAGGGUGCAUGAAAAGUGUUAUUGAAACCCGCUAUAUUUUUAAUAACAUUGAGCACUUUCUUCUCUGUUAUGCUCUGUUUGUCAAUCAUAUAUAUAUAUUUAUUUGUUUGUUUUUUUUUCUCUUACUCUGAUUUUCCUAAACUGUUUCUUUUAUUUUGGGUUGUAUAAUAAAAUUAUUUUGCUCAGGGUUUAAGGAACAAUGAUUCAUGGGACUAUUGUCACACUAUUGUCGCAAUAAGGCCUCCUGCUUGAGGGACUGAUUAUUUGGUCGGACUAUGUAUAGGGCUGGGCUAUUAUUGGCACCCAAACCUUAAAAUCAGAAAACCCAUCACAUAAAGUUUCUACAAUUUAAUUCCACAACCUUCCUUCUUAGACAUAUUCCCUGAAUCAUAUCAGCCUUUGAUAUUGGCUUUUUGCCUAGAGACCCUGGUUUUAAGCCAAGUGGUAAAUCAUUGAUACAGUAAAAAAUCAAUCUCACAAAGUCUGGGCAUAUUUAAUGCCCACAGGGGAGGACAAAAUAAAUACUUUGCUCUUCAUGAUAUUUGAUUAUAGCUAUUUAAAUUUGUGGUACAAAUACAUGUAAAAAGAGGAUAAUGGUCAGUCUAGUGACCUCUUCUAUUUUAUACCACACAACUUGAACACAUCAAUGGCUGACUCUGGCUCUGGGAGAUGUCUAGAGAUUUCUCUUUAAUAAAUAGAUAAUGACCAGGCAGAGAUAAAGAAUGCUAAAACCAUUUUAUGUUUUAUGUUACAACAACCUGUAUUGCUUACAAUCAGAUCUCGUGAAGCGUCUAAACCGCAUUGAAACGGAACUGAAAUUAUGCUUGUAAUUUCCAAUUUCCUAAAACCACUGCAAAAAUAUGACUUUUUAAGGGGUUUUUAUUUAUUACAUAGGAUACUGUUAGUCUUUGGGGGAAAAAGAUUAAUUGAGAAGUCAGCCAGUCGUCCAGCUAUUUACAGGGGGUGAUACAUAUACAGUAAAGGGCUGUUAUGAGUUCUGACUGCUGAGUGACAGUUUGGUUUUGCUCAUUUCCUCACUCAGGUGGUGAACAAGUUUGUGUGUCACAAAUUUACUUUUUCACUGUGUUGGACGAUGCCAUCUGAACGGCUGCAAAAUACUUGCACAAAGCUACAGUUAGUACCCCAGACUAAUGUUUGGUUUUGUUUUACUUUAACCAAUGGAUGGCAUCCUCAGUUCUUUAGCCCAGAAUCAAUUUAGUAGAGUAUAAUAUAAUUAAUUUUAUAGGACAAGUAAAGUAAUAAAACACCAGGGGAAGGUACCAGUUUGUUAAAUCCCUUAAUGACCAAAGAUCCCAUUGUGACCAGAGUUAUUACCCUUUACCCUGGGUUGGUUCUUUGUUGCAGAAUGUCUCAAUUACAUCUUUUUUGUGCCCCCAGGUGUCCUGUGUUGCUGAUUGAGGUGGUCAUAGGUAUAAUACAAGGUUUGGGUAAAAGGUUUCCAAAUUUAAUCACUGAAGGCUGCUAAUAUAUUGACAUCCCCUAGUUUUUUUUUGUUUUGUUUUUUUUCUUUACUUGUCCUUUUUUAGUUGUUCACAUGUAAUAUUUAGAGUGGAACAUGAAAACGGUAUUAUAUGACAUUUGCAAAGCCAUACCAUUAAAAUGUCCUGUGCGUA